This is a messenger RNA of Hylaeus volcanicus, 1146 nucleotides long. Its product is annotated as leptin receptor overlapping transcript-like 1. Gene Ontology annotation, biological process: late endosome to vacuole transport via multivesicular body sorting pathway. Gene Ontology annotation, cellular component: endosome. NCBI's taxonomy places the organism in Eukaryota, Metazoa, Arthropoda, Insecta, Hymenoptera, Colletidae. Bases 511 to 924 code for a protein of 137 amino acids. The transcript is spliced from 5 exons. The record is from RefSeq and is a predicted model, not a curated record.
UUUUAAAGUGUAAAUUCGAUAUUUGUAGUUGUCAAAUCGGUCUAUAAUGGCUGGGAUUAAAGGUUAUUGGUCGUAUGCUUGUCCGUCUAUGCACGCAACAUUUCUCGUUAGAUUUAAACGAAAAUUACAUUUCCUGUACGAGUUCGGCAAGAAAGUCGAAUUAAAAAUGAUACGUCAAAACAUAACCUUACUAUUGUUUUUGUAACUCGAGAUGUUUCUGUAAACGUACUGCCUGUGUUUACGAAAUUUGUUUUCGAUACAGUCUCGCGAAAGAAUUUCAAUUAGCAGACAAUAUGUUUAUAUUUUCACCGAAAGAGCAUCGUUAUAAAUUUGUUUACUAUCGUUUUUAACUAUACUUUUUAAAAUAUUUUAGGUAAAAGAAAUUCCCCACUGUUCUUGCAAAUCAGAGACGAAUAUUGCGAUAAAGAUUUCGUGUAACAUGAUUGUUUAUAAUUUGAAAUUGAAAGUGAUAUAUCUGCUAUUUAUAUAAAUUAUUUUUGUUUUUGUUCCAUGCGUUUAAUGGGCUCCUUUAACGAACAGCUAAUUUUGGCAUUCGCUGGGUCUGUCGGUAUGACGUUUGUCAUACUCAGCUGCGCGUUACCUGCAUACAAAGUUUGGUGGCCAUUUUUUGUUGUGUUAUUCUAUAUAUUGGCACCGCUUCCGACCAUAAUCGCACGUCGCUACACAGAUGAUGUAGGAAAUACUGCCAAUCCGUGUUUGGAAUUGGCUAUAUUUAUAACUAUGGGGUUCGUUGUGUCAUCUUUUGCUCUUCCUAUUGUAUUAGCACGAUCUCCAGCUCACGACCCAGUGAUACAAUGGGGCGCUUGUUACUUGACUUUAGCAGGUAACGUUGUGGUAUACCUAACUCUAAUUGGACUGUUUGUAACCUUCGAUAUAGACGAUAUCGAUUACAAUACAUGGUGAAAUGUACUUGGUCAUACUUAUUUAUUAAUAUUACAUGGUUUUUUUACAAGAGAAAAGGAAGGAUGUAAAUCGUACACAGCAGUGACUGACAGUUAUCCGUUAAUUCUAAGUCAUCGCAGAAUUUAUAGUAUACUAUUUAUACGAUAUAAAUAUUAUUAUAAACUGUCUAUAUUAUAGUCAAUACUAAUGCUAUCGCUCGGCGAUUAAAGGUUCCAUUUUUAA